UCCAUGUUUGGGGGGGGGUGUGAUUAUCCUGGAGCUGAUCCCUGAGGAGCAGAUGGCGAAGGGUGGCUUACCUUCAGCCAGCACACAGCUUCCCAAGGUGCUGCCUCAUUCCAAACCUGCAGUCAUGUUCUUGCAGGAUGUGAAGGUGGUCUUCCUGGGCUUGCUGCUGGCCGCUCACCUCCUGCUGGGAUCAUCGCUCUCGCCCGCGUCCUCCUACGAGUUCACGGCUCACAGGAUGCAGCAGUACAACCUGCUGAAGCACAGGCAUGGUUGCCGUGGCGCCCUGGUGGUGGCCGAGGCUCGCUCCGCUGACGAGCCGGUGCUGACCCGGCGCUGUGUGGUCAUGAGGGUGUGGGACUUCACCACAGAAACGUACCAGCGGGCACAGAGACAACACGCCGCCGCCGUCCUCAUCCUGCUGCCUCGCAACAUCUCCAGUCUACCCCAACAAGUCAUCCAGUCCUUCAUGGUCAGUGAGAGCGAAGCCCUGAUGGAGGAGACCCUCAUGCCGGUGUAUGUGGCCCCUGAGGACCAGCAGCUCCUCUACAUGUACGAGGAGGUCAAGAAGACGGCAUCCACACGGACCUCCUCCAUAUUCAUCCGAGUCUUCCGAAGUAUGGUGACCGCCACGGCCUUUCAGAUCUUGGUGAGCAACAACGGUCCCAUCAAGGCCAUCACUGACAGCACUCUGGUCACACUGGAGGGCGUACUUCCUGGAGCAGGCGAGGACAUACCCACCAUUGUGAUUACUGCCCACUAUGAUUCCUACGGACUAGCACCGUGGUUGUCCUUUGGAGCCGACUCUAACGGCAGUGGUGUGGUCCUCUUGCUAGAACUGGCCCGUCUCUUCCAGAAGCUCUACAGCAGUCCGAGUACCAGACCACGGUACCAUCUGAUGUUCUCCCUCUCCGGAGGAGGCAAGUACAACUUUAUAGGCACCAAAAGAUGGAUUGAAGAGAACCUGGACCAUGCCGAGUCUAGUCUGCUUCACGACAACGUGGCCUUCGUCUUGUGUUUGGACACGCUGGCCAAUGGGGACGGGCUACAGGUGCACGUGUCACGGCCACCCAGAGAUGACACGCCCAUGAAGAACUUUAUUCACUGCUUGGAAGAGGUGGUGUCCUCCAGAUUCCCCGAGGUGAAGACAGGGUUGGUGCACAAGAAGAUCAACCUGGUGGAGUCCACAGUGUCCUGGGAGCAUGAACGCUUCAGCCUGCGCAGAAUCCCGGCCUUCACCCUGUCUCACCUGGACGACCACAGGUGUGAGGGGCGGGGCUCCCUGCUGGACACGCUUUCUAUGGUGGACUUGAGGAAACUUCAGCGGAAUGGAAUCAUCAUAGCAGAGACACUGGCAAGAUAUAUGUACCACCUGUCCGACCAGGGUUCAGCAGAAGAAGUGCAGAUCUUCAGAGGCCAGCUGGACUUCCACGAGGGUAGAAUAUCCAGUCUCAUGUCCCUCCUCACCUCCGUGCCUCGGGCCACGCAGCUGAUGGACAAAGAGUCCAGCCAGGUCCUGCUGGUCAACUCCCUGGACCAGGAGUUGAGACGUUACCUGCAACAAGUCCACAGGCACACUUUCCGGCAGGACAAAAGGGACCCGGACAUGACCUUUUUUGACCAAAUGAGACAACCGGUGGUCAUGUACAGAGUAAAACCUGCUGCUUUUGAUCUCUUCCUGGGUGGAUGCAUCACCGCAUAUUUGGCCAUUGUUUACUUUGCCAUACAGAACUUUGACCAGGUCUACAGAAAAGUGAAGGCAGCAGUGAAACCUGUGAGCAGCACCAAAUAAGACACAAGCCAGAGGAACUUUAUCACUGCACUUGUUUAAAACAUUUCUUUAUUGAAAUGUAUUUGAGAAAAAGUGGAGAGAAAUAAAGUACAAAGCAAAUGUAAA
Molecule: messenger RNA, 1894 nt
Organism: Nerophis ophidion (straightnose pipefish)
Lineage: Eukaryota; Metazoa; Chordata; Actinopteri; Syngnathiformes; Syngnathidae
Product: Nicalin-1-like
Exons: 16
Coding region: 53-1789 (578 amino acids)
Biological process (GO): regulation of signal transduction
Cellular component (GO): endoplasmic reticulum membrane
Source: RefSeq, a predicted model, not a curated record